AUGGGUGGUGGUGGUGGUGGCAAUGAUCAUGAUGGGGAUCAUGUGGAUGUGGCUUGUGUGGUUCAGGAGGGCCAUGGGGAGGUGAAGGGGGUCCUGGCUGAGGAGGAGGAGGGCCAUGGCCGCCUUGGGCUGGAGGAGGAGGUUGACCAGGAGGACCAGGAGGACCAGGAGGACCUGGAUGACCAUGCCCGUGCCCCUGCGGUGGUGGUGGAUGGUCUGGCAUAUUUCUCGAUCUCUAUAAAGCUGGAUUAA
Messenger RNA from Prunus armeniaca (apricot), 252 nucleotides. Lineage: Eukaryota; Viridiplantae; Streptophyta; Magnoliopsida; Rosales; Rosaceae. The record is from the annotation of a GenBank genome assembly.